Molecule: messenger RNA, 576 nt
Organism: Metarhizium robertsii ARSEF 23
Lineage: Eukaryota; Fungi; Ascomycota; Sordariomycetes; Hypocreales; Clavicipitaceae
Product: cofilin/tropomyosin-type actin-binding protein
Exons: 6
Coding region: 1-576 (191 amino acids)
Biological process (GO): cell motility; actin filament severing; actin filament depolymerization
Cellular component (GO): actin cytoskeleton; actin cortical patch; cytoplasm
Molecular function (GO): actin filament binding
Source: RefSeq, a predicted model, not a curated record
AUGUCUCAAUCCGGGUUCGUAACUGUCCUCGAUAUAUUUCUCUUGAAUUUCGAGUUUGCCGUUGCUGCAAUCUGCGGCACCCGCACCCCCCCUAUGACGAUGGUGUGCCCCGCCGACCUUGGAGGGGGAGCGACCGUUUCGCAGGAAUGCAUAACUGCCUACAAUGACUUGAAGCUGUCCAAGAAGUACAAGUACAUCAUCUUCAAGCUCUCGGACGACUUCAAGGAGAUUGUCAUUGAGGAGGCUUCCGACGACAAGGACUGGGACAACUUCCGAGAGAAGCUCAUCAAGUCUACCACCAAGAACAAGUCUGGUGUCGUUGGAAAGGGCUGCCGAUACGCCGUCUACGAUUUUGAGUACAGCCUGGCCACCGGCGAUGGUGUCCGAAACAAAAUCACCUUUAUUGCCUGGUCCCCCGAUGAUGCCGGCGUUCAGCCCAAGAUGAUCUACGCUUCCUCCAAGGAGGCCCUCAAGCGAUCCCUCACCGGAAUUGCUACUGAGCUGCAGGCCAAUGACGCCGAUGACAUUGAGCACGACACCAUCGUCAAGACUGUCAGCAAGGGUCUUGCCGGUUAA